AUGAUGCACGAUCUUCCCACGCCAGCUCCAUCGUCGGAUCCUCUGAUGCCUGGCUCCUCGCCUGUCAAAGGUGCAAAGGAUGACAAGACUCUCUUCGCAGGCAAAACGGCCGCUGUGUCGCGUCCAUUUGCUCCUCUCGACCUUAAUGUCGUCGGUAAUAGAGUGAAAUCAUUCCAGGAUGCCAGAGAAAAGGCUGGUGCCACUCCUCCUCCUUCCUCGCCUCCCGCCUCUUCUGUGUUCCAAUCGUCCCCUAUCGCGCCUUGCCAACAGCAGCAGGCACUCGGAUUUUCGCCGGUCAAGCAACAGCGCACCUCGCCAGCUUCCAACACCUCUAUUCGCAGCAUUGUGCUAGAGCAGAAUGACACGCCUCUGUCCAGCAUCGAUCGGCAGCACCGCUCUAUCAGUCAACCUCUCGGACUCGUCGCGAACCCAGAUGGCGGCCAUGUGCCUAACCUCCUCUUUGGGAGCAAGAGCGUCAGUCUGGUCAUCGGCCGAUCUAAGCCUUCCGGUCAGCCUCACAGUUCCUGCGAUCACAAUGAAUAUAGCGCAACAGCCACUGCCGACAUUCCUGCGUCGAUGCACGGUCUAGGCGCCAGUAAGAUCCUUCGUGUCAACCUUGCCAAUGAUGCUCGUCACGUCUCGCGUGUUCACGCCAUUGUCGAAUGGAUUCCCUUUGUUGCGCGUCCAGCUGCUUCCAAGAAGCAAGGCGUCUCGAGCUUUACCGCUAAAGGCUCUCCCAUUGCAGCUCGGAUCGCAUCUCAGAAUGGAGUCAAUGGAACCUUCAUCGUGCGCAUCGUCGGUCAGAAUGGUCUCAUUGUCGACGGAAAGCGUCGCCGGGAAGGCCAGGUCUUGCGACUUACAUCAGGCAAGUCUCUGAUCGACUUCUUUGGCGUCAAGUGUCGUUUUGAACAUGUUCCUUCCAGCACCGACCUUCCACCUUCGCCUGUCAAGUCUACGCAAGCUCGCGUUCAGGAUUGGACGCAAAGAGUCACGUCGCCAGUCAAGAGGGCUACACCAAAGUCUGUUGAUCGCUCUGAGAUCACACAGGAGGUUGCUGCUAGUUCACCACCUGUCAGCUCGCCUCUUUCCAUGCCGAGCUUGAUGUCACCGAGCAAGCGUGGCGUUGCAUCGCAGAGGAGAAUGACCUCAGAGGCCGAAGAGGAAGACCGUGUCACCAGUUCUCCGACACCAGUCAACCGUUGGAGUGGCGGCCUUGUCGCCGGUCCCCUCAACAUUCAACAGGUUCGAGCUGGAGACAGCGAUCAAGAGAUGGGAGGCAAAGGAUCGGGUGCCAUGGACGAUGACGAAGAGGAUCAAGAUGACGAGAGUGACGACGAAGACUACGUGCCUGUAGACUUUGAUACAGCGCGAAAGAGUGUGUUGGUCACUCGCAAGCCAGUCGCUACUCAAACAGCAACUGAGGGUGACUAUGACGACAAUGACAGCAGCUCGCUCUCUGAUCUCGACUCUGGUCUUGUCGAUCAGCAGAUCGGAGACUCGGCUUUGGCCACACAGCCAAUUGCUUCACCUGUUCCAGCACAGCGAAAGCGAACAGUGUUGGCAGGCAGCACCCCUCGCAGCCGCGAAUCGUCAGCCAAGCCUGCUCUCGCUGACGCCCUCACCGAGUCGCAAACCAGAAUGCCACCUCCCGCAGCCGCCAUCGCUAAUGUACGCAGCGCAGCUCGGAGAUCCGCUAGCAACAGUCCCGCGCCCUCCUCCCCCCUCCCCGGCUCUUCCGUACAAGAGCUUCAAUCUCUCGCUCGCAACUGCAUCCGCCAACUAGCCCCCACCUACGACCUUCCCGGUCUCCUCGCAGGAGCAGUCGUCUUCCACCGUACCGCUACCAUCUCCGCCUCUGAAGCAGUCCGCUCCGUUCUCAGCACCACCCCCGGGCUCAUGAAAGGCGAAGCAGGCGAGCAUUCCGUCGCAUUCUCCCCCUCCAAGCGCAAACUGCCUGGCUCAACCACCCUCCAACACGGCUGCAUUGUCGAAGGCUGGCCCACAACCCCUGAAACCAACGAACGAUGGACCUCGAUCGCACGAAAAGCUUGGCGAGAACAUCUCGAAGUAGUCCUCCAAUCCUCUCCGAUGUUCGGUGUCAUUCAGCGCGCAGGAAAGGAUGCUUCUGGAAACCCUCUCGAAUGCUGGUACUACUACGAUAAGGAGAAUGACCCUGAUAAAGAGAGGGCGGAGAAUCUGGGUGUGUUUGCUAAACCAAUGAGGAAGGCGCUCAAGGGUCAAAAGCCGAUCUUUUGGAAGCAGAGUGGAUAUGCUUCCCGUCAGACAGACGAGGUUGUGGAGACGAAGAGUUAUACACAGACAGUACAGGCUGCAGCGAGUUCAAAGGGGAGGAUGGAUCAGGAAUCGAUGGACAUUGCUACCGCCUCCAUUCCCUCAAGUUGCGUUGGGAAUGGGAGGAAGAGAAAGGCGCAGGCUCAUGAGGAGACACAAACUGGAGUCAAGGAUGAAACUAGUGCAGAGACGCUGGACGAAGAGAGACGGAGGGAGAAGCUGAGGGCAAAGAUCGCAAAGAGCGGAUUGUGGGACGAGACUCAGCCAGAAGAAAAGGAGGAGCCCACGUGGGAUAGGAAGGGUGAUCAGGACUAUAGGAAGGGUCGCAAGUGA
Molecule: messenger RNA, 2625 nt
Organism: Ustilago hordei
Lineage: Eukaryota; Fungi; Basidiomycota; Ustilaginomycetes; Ustilaginales; Ustilaginaceae
Exons: 1
Coding region: 1-2625 (874 amino acids)
Source: RefSeq, a predicted model, not a curated record